This is a messenger RNA of Aspergillus tanneri, 8487 nucleotides long. RefSeq names its product Type I Polyketide synthases (Type I PKS). The transcript is spliced from 7 exons. Gene Ontology annotation, molecular function: oxidoreductase activity; fatty acid synthase activity. Bases 1 to 8487 code for a protein of 2828 amino acids. Gene Ontology annotation, biological process: fatty acid biosynthetic process; secondary metabolite biosynthetic process. The record is from RefSeq and is a predicted model, not a curated record. NCBI's taxonomy places the organism in Eukaryota, Fungi, Ascomycota, Eurotiomycetes, Eurotiales, Aspergillaceae.
AUGGAACAGGCCUUCACCAAUGUAAUAGUUCACAAUGAUGAAAGGCCAAAGGUGGAUCUCCCUAGUCAAGGGAGGCCUUCCGCCCAGACGAAUGGGGUCGUGGCGGAGGGGCGUGAUACCCACGGUUCUAAUGCUGAUCCAGUCCCAUUUCCAAUUGCUAUAGUUGGUAUGGGAAUGAGACUUCCUGGAAACGUUAACUGCACAGAAGAUUUUUGGGAUUUUCUCAUUAACAAACGUGAUGGUCUUUGUCGAGUACCGGACUCAAGAUAUAACGUCGAAGCGUUCUACGAUGAAUCCAGACCGGGCGCAAUACGGACGAAAAACGGCCAUUUUCUGCAUCAGGAUAUUUCCCAGCUGGAUAACGUAUUCUUUGGUAUAGGGAAACCGGAAGCAGAAAAACUCGACCCCCAACAAAGGCUUCUGCUUGAAGUUGUUUGGGAGUGUAUGGAAAAUGCCGGCCAGGUUAAUUGGCAAGGAUCCAACAUUGGCUGCUACGUGGGUGUCUUUGGAGAGGAUUGGUUGGAUAUUUUGAGUAAAGACUCCUUGCAACAUGACCGAUUCCGUGUUAUGAGUGCUGGGGACUUCGCUCUUUCGAAUCGUGUCUCUUAUAUAUACGAUUUGCAUGGACCCAGUGUCACUCUCCGAACAGGCUGUUCCUCGUCAAUGGUGGGAUUACACGAUGCCUGUCAAGCUUUAUACGCUGGUGAUUGCUCUUCUGCCCUUGUCGCAGGAACCAACCUUAUCAUGGGGCCGACUAUGACGACAACAAUGUCCGAGAAUAUGGUCCUUUCAACCAGUGGCAUUUGCAGAACAUUUGACGCUGCAGCCGACGGAUAUGGUCGAGGUGAGGCCAUCAAUGUGAUUUACAUCAAGCCAUUACAUGAUGCACUUCGAGAAGGCGACCCGAUACGUGCGGUUAUUCGUUCCACCGCGGUAAAUUGUGACGGCAAGACGCCUACCAUUUCAACACCAGGCUCCGAAGCCCAAGAGAGACUUAUAAGGCACGCAUACCAGAAAGCGAGAAUUAAGGGCGAAGAGGUUUCAAAGACCGCGUUCUUUGAGUGCCACGGUACAGGCACGAUUGUAGGAGACACGGUAGAAGCAUCGGUUGUGGCCAACAUCUUCGGCAAUGAGGGAAUUUACAUUGGCGCGGUUAAGCCCAACGUCGGCCACUCCGAGGGCGCCUCAGGCAUUACAAGUAUUAUCAAAUGCGUCUUGGCGCUUGAGCACAACACAAUCCCUCCAAAUGUCCAUUUCCACACUCCGAAUCCCAAGAUCCCAUUUGAUAGCGCCAAACUCGAUGUGCCGGUCUCCCCGUUAUCGUGGCCAGCCGGCAAACGCGAGAGAGUGAGCGUCAACUCGUUUGUGUCGAAAGACCUUGCUCACACCCUUGCACGGAGGCGCGUCCAUCUCGGAAAUAGGGCGUUUGCACUUUUGAGCGAAAAUGGGCUCGUCUCCAAAUUUGAGAAGUCACAAUCUAUUGCGCCACGUGUGGUCUUCGUAUUCACUGGUCAAGGAGCGCAGUGGCCUAGAAUGGGACGGGACCUAAUGGCGCGGUUUGGCAAAUUCCGGCAGGACAUUCAGGCUCUUGAUGGAGUCCUGCAAAGCCUGGAACCGGCUCCAGCAUGGAGUAUCCAAGAGGAAUUGUCAAGAGAAGAAGACACUAGCAGAGUUGGAGAAGCUGAGUUUGCGCAGCCUCUUUGCACUGCCAUUCAGGUAGCUCUGGUGAAUUUACUGCGCAGCUGGGAUAUCGUCCCUUCAGCUGUAGUGGGACACUCGAGCGGGGAAAUCGCUGCCGCUUAUGCGUCAGGGGCUAUAACCGCAAGCCUUGCUAUCAUCCUGUCGUACUUCAGGGGUUAUUCAGUAAAGGCAGUAUCAUCUAUUCCCGGGGCAAUGGCCGCAGUGGGGAUGUCGCCGGAACAGGCCAGGCCUUAUUUACGACCAGGUGUAACAAUUGCUUGCGAAAAUAGCCCGAAGAGUAUCACCCUUUCCGGCGACAAGGAGGUAUUGGAUGGUAUUCUAUCCCAAAUGCACCUCGAAGACAAAAACUUGUUUUCCAGGCGUCUGUUAGUGGACAUUGCAUAUCACUCUCAUCAUAUGACAGAGCCAGCAGAAGCGUAUAGGGCACAUAUUUUGCCCCAUAUAUCGCACAAUGAUUCUAUGGUACCUCUUUACUCAACUGUUACCGGAAACAUUAUUUUCAAUCCCUUGAGAUUAAAUGCAGAGUACUGGUGCCGGAACUUACAGUCUGCUGUUUUGUUCGGACCCGCGAUCCGGCAGAUCUUAAAGGACGAUGUUUCAGCUCAACUGUUUUUAGAGAUUGGACCUCACUCUGCAUUGGCAGGACCUAUACGGCAGUGCUUUCAGUAUGAGUCUACCACGAAAAAUGAUAACUUUUACGUAGCUACACUGCGCAGAAACAUUGGAGGGUGGGAGGCUCUCAUGGAAACAGCUGGGCGUCUAUUCUGCCACGGCGCUCCUAUCAAUCUUUCGCAUGUGGUAGAAGAGGGUAAGGUGUUGACCAACCUUCCCCGCUACCCGUGGCAGCAUGAAGGAAGGCUGUGGAGUGAAAGUCGGCUAGCUCAUGACUGGAGGCUCCGGGAGGCUCCGUAUCACGAACUCCUGGGUUGCCGCGGCCUUGAGUCGACCUGUGUGGAGCCGUCGUGGAGGAAUCUCCUACAACCAGAUCAGAUCUCAUGGCUUGGAGAUCAUAGGAUUUGCAAGGAAGUAGUGUUUCCUUGCGCUGCCUAUAUUGGAAUGGUGGGUGAAGCCAUCCGUCAAAUUACUGGCUCUCUGGACUUCACUGUAAAGAACUUAUUUAUGAAAACAGCGUUGACAAUUGUACCAUCUGACACUACUGAACUUGUCACAAGCAUGCGACCAGGAAAACUAGCUGAUGAUGUUGAUUCCGUUUGGUAUGAUUUUGCAAUAUUUGCCUACCAAAAGGACUCAUGGAAGAGGUACUGCGUCGGGAAAGUAAGGCCGGGGCCAGACAAAGAAUAUCACGCCAGAAACAUCCCCAUCCAUUCCAGACAUGUUGAAUCGGAAAAAUGGUACAGUGCCCUAGAGGGACGCGGUUUGGAAUACGGACCUCAAUUUCGCCGACUUGAGUGUAUAUCUGCUUGUCCAACUGCGGCAAGAGCAACUGCUACUAUAAGUAGUGAUGAUGCCUAUGCUAGCUGUUAUUCACUUCAUCCCACUGUCAUUGAUCAAAGUCUACAGUUGCUCAGUGUAGCAGCGACUAAUGGUAUACCUCGGCGAAUGACUAGACUAUGCAUCCCCAUGGCCAUUGAAGAACUUUAUAUUGGCCCAGGGAGUGGAAAAAUGUCGCUUGCAGUAUCCUGUGAUGAAUCGGGUGGUGCUUUACUUGGCAAUGGCGUUGUUAUGGCCGGAGAACAAGUCGUCCUUUCUCUAUCUAAGGGAUUGUUUUUUAAUAUUCAGGACCCUGAUCUUGCCAGUCCUAAACUUCCCUUGGCAUCGACAUCACAUUGGAAGCCUCACAUUGAUUUUAUCCCUUGUGAAAGUUGGCUACCAGACUCAAGAAUCGAUAUAUGUCUUGGACAAAAUCUCAGCAGACUUGCAUAUUUGUGCAUCGCAGAGACAUACCACCGGACAGUUUCAUCGGUUCCUAAAGCCGUGCACUUGAAGAAAUGGCACUCUUGGAUACAGUCACAGUAUGAAAACCUCUGUCGCGGUGGGCCAGAUUUACUUUCUGAAGCAACGAAUGUCGCCACCAUGAAUGACCAUGAGCGCAGGAUAGCGCUUGAGAGCUACCAAUGUGUGUCGAAGGAUUCAAUGGAACUUCCAAGCUAUCAGCUAUGCUGCAGGUUGCUUCGGUCGAUCAAUGGUGUAUUGGAUGGCCAAGUGGAGCCUUUUAAUCUCCUCAUGGAAAAUGGCACACUGAAAUCAUUCUAUGAAAAAGCAUCGGCUUCUACACAAUGGAAUGAAUUCCUAACAGCGCUUGGACACUCUAAUCCUUUACUUCGGGUCUUGGAAAUAGGUGGUGGGACUGGAGGAGAUGCGGCCAUGGCUUUGAAAGGAUUAACAUUAGAUCAUGGCAAUCGAUUGUAUUCCAAAUACACAUUUACUGAUGUGUCUCCUGGAUUCUUACCAGAGGCAAAGGAGCGAUUCAAGUCAUACCCGAGUAUUGCAUACGCUACUUUGGACAUCAGUAACGACCCCAUUGAACAAGGGUUUGAAGCGGAAAGCUAUGACUUAAUCAUUGCGUCGAAUGUUUUGCAUGCCACACCAAAUAUUUCUAAAUCCCUGGCACAUACAAGACGACUACUCGCCCCCGGCGGUCACCUACUGCUCAUUGAGCUGGUUCCUCAGAUGCCACUUAUUGACUACAUUAUGGGCCUACUUCCAGGGUGGUGGCUCGGGGAAGGCGAUGAGCGUGCUGAGAAGCCGUAUAUAUCCAUUGAUCAAUGGCAUAAAAGGCUAAUUGAUGCCAACUUCACUGGCGUGGAUGCAUUGUUACACGAUAAUCAAAUGCCAUACCAAUUGACGGCACACAUCGUGUCAAGACCUGUGCCAGUGAAACGACCUGUCAAAGAAUCUGUUUGUCUCUACUAUCGUGUAGCAAUUACCCCUUGGGCGCUAGACCUGGAAAACCAACUUACUGAGGCCGGAUAUGCUGUCAGCUGGUAUAGCCUACAGCACCCACCACCGCCCGGGUCAAACGUAAUAUCAUUGAUUGAUCUUGAUGGGCCCUUUUUCGACCAAAUGACGGAAACUGAAUUUAACAUCUUACAAUCUUUUAUAUCUAAUAUGAGCAAUAACCACAUAUUAUGGGUCACCAGAUCUGUACAGAUGGGAUGCGAAGAUCCUCGAUUUGCGUUAACGCUGGGUGUCAUAAGAACUUGUCGUCAUGAAGUGACUCGGGACUUUGCGACUCUUGAAGUUGACCAGAUCGAUGAUCGUGCCAUACGACCAGUGGUUCAGGUAUUUGAAAAGCUUCUAGCCCAGAGCGACAAGCCAAUGAUCUACCGGGACUUAGAAUUUGCUCUCAAGGAUAGCAUUGUCUAUGUGAAUAGAUUUCACUGGAGUUCCCUUGAUGACCAGCUCACCGAAGUACCUGAUCCUAAGAGCUCGCGAGUGUUAGAUAUUGGUGCAUAUGCAAUUCUAGAUUCAUUAAUGUGGUCGUGCACGGACUUAAUGCCCGUUAAGCUAGGUGACGAGGAUGUUGAAAUAGACAUCAAGUACGUUGGACUUAACUUUAGGGACAUGAUGGAGGUUAUGGGCUUCAUAGGGAGCAAGGAUGAUAUCGGUCUGGAAGCCAGUGGCAUCGUUCGUCGAGUUGGCUCUGCCGUCAACACACUGUCUGUCGGAGACAGGGUAAUGGUUUUAGGCAGAGGGCUGGCAUGCACACGAAAGGUUGUUCACGCGGAACGUUGCCUGCCUAUCCCAGACGAGCUGUCCCUCGAAGAUGCUGCUGCCGUGAGCUGCGUCUAUGCCACGGUAAUAUACGCACUUAUCUAUAUUGGAAACCUCCAGAAAGGUCAAUCAGUCUUAAUCCAUUCUGCGUGUGGAGGAGUAGGAUUGGCGGCUAUUCAAAUUUGCCAAAUGAAGGGUGCUGAGAUCUACGCGUCGGUUGGAAGUGAAGCAAAAGUACAAUUUCUCAUUGAAACAGUGGGAAUACCACGCGAUCGAAUAUUUAACUCGCGCAAUUCUUCAUUUUUUCCUGGUGUUUUAGAGAAGACCCACGGCAGGGGUGUGGAUCUUGUCCUAAACUCACUGUCGGGUGAGUUGCUACAUGCAUCAUGGAAAUGUGUUGCCAAGUCAGGAAAAAUGCUGGAGCUGGGAAAACGCGACUUUAUUGGCCAUGGAAAAUUAGACAUGGAUCUGUUCUCUGACAAUCGCUCGUUCGUCGGCGUGGACCUACUCCAGCUACUUGAUGAUAGCCCGGCACUGCUACGUCAAAUAACGAAGGAUAUGAUUUCAUACUUUGUAACAGGAAGUGCACAACCUAUAAGACCAAUCCAUACAUACAAAGCAGUCAAUGUGCAAAAGGCUUUCAGAUACAUGCAAAGCGGACAGAACAUGGGUAAAAUUAUUAUACAGAUGCCGGAAAACCCAGCAACUCUUCCUGUGUCGCGGUUGCACGAGUCAACUCCAUAUUUUAAAUCUUCUGCUUCUUACCUGUUAGUCGGGGGCCUUGGUGGCCUUGGUCGGGCGAUAGCAACGUGGAUGGUAGAGAAAGGAGCUCGGCAACUAGUUUUUCUCUCACGGUCCGAUUCAACAUCAGCAAAGCGACAGGCAUUCAUUGAAGAUCUGGAGAACCAAGGUUGUAAAGUAACCACGAUAACAGGCAGUGUCGUGGAUAUGGAGGAUGUCCGACGAGCAGUAUCUUUGGCCCCAAAACCGAUUGCAGGUGUUAUUCAAUUGUCCAUGGUGUUGAAGGAUCAAACACUAAACAAAAUGUCAUAUGAGGAAUGGAUUACCGCCCUUGGUCCCAAGGUUCAAGGAACAUGGAACCUCCAUAAUGCGUUAGAACACACGCCGUUGGACUUUUUUGUUCUCAUGGGUUCGCUGGUAGGCAUGUGUGGCUGGACUGGACAAGCAAACUACGGAGCGGCAAAUGCUUUCCUCGAUUCGUUCGUCCAGUAUCGUCAGUCGAAGGGCUUGGUCGCCAGUGGUAUUGAUCUUGGUCUCAUGAAGGAUAUUGGAUACGUUUCAGAAUCUUCGCUCCAGGGAACAUUCUCAAGGGCGCGUGGAAGCUCUAUUCUGAUGCUGGAAGAGACGCAUUUACUGCAGGCCAUGGAGAAGGCAAUAUUUUCAUCUCGUUUCAAUACGCCAAGCCAGCUGCUCGUUGGGCUUGGGUCUAAUAGCUUCAUUUCCGACAAUGAACUUCUGGUGAUGUGGACUCAAGAAGCCCGGUGCAGUAUCUGGAAUAACAUUUUAGCGGGUAUAAAUCAAACGUCGACCGGCUCCAAAGCAGAUGAGUUAAGAGAAUAUAUGAAAGCCAUCAAGCAGAAUCCUGACCUUCUAGACAAGCCGGCCACCGAGCAAAGGCUCACGGAAGAGUUGGGCAAAUUGGUAGCUUCCUACACAUCUCAUCCGGAUGGCAUGACGCAAGAAGAGCUAUCAAAUAUUGCCAUAGACUCCAUGAUGACUUUCGAAAUCCGGACUUGGUUCCGCCGUCAUGCUGGGCUAGAGCUAACUCUGGUCGACGUUUCCAACGCAGCAACUGCAGGAGAGCUCAGUAAGGCCGCCCUUCAGAAGAUGCGCGGCCUGUUAAACGAAGAAAAACCAGAAAAUGAGCAGCUAGUAGUGGACUCUGCUAUCGGAGAGAAUUACGAGAAGGACAUUAACUUAGGGGUCGAUCUGCAUCCCAUCCCUGGCAAGGCCCCUGAGUGGACCUCUGAGUCGGAGGGUCGCAUUUUCUUGACUGGGGCAACAGGAUUCCUCGGAGCGUUCUUCCUGGAGCAACUUGUGCGCCUGCCACAGGUAAAGUCAGUUGCAUGCUUAAUUCGAGCCCGCAAUCCUGAGUCGGGCAAAGGUCGCCUCGAGGACGCUUGUCGAAAGUUUGGAAUAUCCGCCGACCUUACGUCUAAGGUCAUCAUAGUCCCUGGAGAUAUCGGCGAAGAGAAUUUGGGACUUAGUAGGCAAAGAUAUGAUCAAUUGGCGAAGUGGGCGAGUGUUAUAUUCCAUUUCGGGGCCUACGCGAAUUACACCUUGCCAUAUUCGGUUCAUCGCACCGCCAACGUUCUGGGAUUGCUAAAACUUAUCCGGUUCGCCAAUACUGGGCGUUUAAAGGCGAUUCAUCAUUGCUCUAGCAUUUCAGCAUGCGCUAUUCCUGCGUCUCUAAGUGAAGAGACACCUGAAGAUCAAAGACCCCUUCUUGUAUCGCAGAAGAUCUCGCAAACCCUCGGAUACUCACAGAGCAAAUUUGUCUCGGAGAGUAUUGCCUGGAAUGCCAUGGAAAAUGGGUUCCCUAUUGCAAUCUACCGACCAGGAAUUGUCACCGGGCAUAGUGCCACGGGCAUAUGCAAGAAGGAAGACUUCUUCAACCGACUUUUGUCACACUGUAUUCGGCUCGGCUGCUACCCUCGAGCACCUGAUCAGCUUGCCCAAUUUGUCCCUAUUGAUUUUGUCUGCUCCGCAAUUCUUCGCAUAUCACUGAAAGAUGAUAGCAUCGGUCAUGCUUUCAAUGUCGUUCUGCCGGAUGAGGGACAGAAAAUUACACUGAAAGAUAUAUUUGACAUUUUGAGUGAUUGUGCCCCUACUCCCUUCCAGAGCAUGCCAUUUGUCGAUUGGCUAGAACAGUAUCUCAAAGCGGGAGAUUCGAAUAUCAGGGUAGUUGAGUCGGUACUUGCCGAUCGACUGGCCGGAUAUAGAUUAUGGUGGGAGGAAAUGGACCGCAUUGCUCCUUUUAGCACAGUGAAUCUACGACGUGCCCUAGCCGAUCAUCCGGACAUUCUACAAGUGAAGCCCAUGCGAGAUCUGCUCAAAACAUAUUACGAGUAUUGGAUACGCCAUGAUUAG